AUGUACGCCGCAACCACCGUUCUUGCCCUCGCCGCCUUGGCUUCCACCGUGUCUGCCACGCUGAACAUCAACAACUGGUGCAACGUGCCUGUCUACGUCUACCAGUCCAACUGCGGCAGCUGCGACAAGGGCUCCAACGGCGCCUGCAACCAGUCGCCCUACGUCAUCGGGGCCGGCAACGGCGGCAGCAUCCUCCGGCUCGACUGGAUCCGCAACAACUGCGGCACCAGCGUCAAAAUCUCCAAGAACGAUCCGGGCUUCAACAGCGGGAUCCUGCAGUUCGAGUACACGUACGCUAGCGGAGACGGCCUGUACUGGGACGUCUCCAACAUUGACGGGGCCGGCGCUGGCCGCGCUGGCACGCCCUUCUACCAUGACAAUGUCAAGGCCACGCCUACCGACGCCGGCGCCGGCCAAGGCACCUGCCAAAAAAUCCGCUGCCCGGCAAACCAGCUCUGCGUCGACGCCUACAACCACCCCGACGACGUCCGCACCCGCUGGUGCCCCCUGAACACGGGCGACAUGUGGCUCGACCUGUGCGAGCCCACCGAGUUCUUCAACAACAAGCGUGAGCUCCCCGCCCUCGAGGCCCGCCGCGCCAUUGCUUUCACGGCCUGA
Messenger RNA from Lasiosphaeria miniovina, 618 nucleotides. RefSeq lists its product as uncharacterized. Lineage: Eukaryota; Fungi; Ascomycota; Sordariomycetes; Sordariales; Lasiosphaeriaceae. The coding region runs from base 1 to 618 and encodes 205 amino acids. The transcript has 2 exons. The record is from RefSeq and is a predicted model, not a curated record.